AUGACGUUCGAUCGAGGGGCACCCGACGGCGCGCCCGAGGAUGCGGAGUCUCCACGCUUGGUGAAUGUGGAUCAGGUACCUUCCGUGCGCCCUGCUGCGCCGGUGCCUGUUGUUCCUCCACAAGGCGACCGCUACGAGGAGCGUCGCUCGGACCUCCGCAACGUCCCCUCGGACGCCUAUGACUCGUCUGACACAGAGCUGGGGGCUCAAUUGGGCCCCGUCCCCGAGUCUCAGGUGCAUUUCCCACCACCCGUGGGCCUUCAUCGGCAGGCUCGCCAGGCCCCACAAGCGCGGCCUGUGCCCUUGGACCCGUACUACCGGGCGAAUGACCGCCGCUACGACCAUGAGGGUGAGCGUGAGCCGCGUGAGCCUCGUGAGCGGCUCGAGCCGCGUGAGCCGCGUGAACCGCGUGAGCGGAGGGUCUUCAUGGGGGACGAGUUCGUCAAAGAGAACUUGCCGCCACUCAUGGAGAAUGAGCUGGAGUUUUACAUCAAGGACGCGAACAAGUACUCCUAUACCAAUUCGGUGAGAUCGGAGCCCAAGACCGUUGGCAACUUCCGCUUCAGGUUGUUGAUAUUUCCUGGCGGCACGCAAACGACUGGAGGGCAACAGGUCUCGGCCUUUGUUGAAGCCUUUCCGUUGGAAGGGCUCGAUCCGAGGUGGUGCUUCCAUGCAGUGAAGUAUCAGAUCACGUUGGUGAAUUGGUUGAACUACCGGAAUAGCGUCACCAAGACCGAUACCUGGUCUUUCUCCAAAGAUGGAAUCGACCGUGGUUGGCACGAUAUGGUCCGUGUUUCAGAGCUGGUUCCAGAGACUGGAUGGGUUGGCCCUGAGUGCACCUUGUACUUUCGUGCCUCAUGUUACGUGCGGUCGGCAGAUCAGUUGAAUCUCUCCAAUGAGUACAACUGCAAGAAGGAGACGGGCUUCACUGGCCUGAAGAAUCACGGCGCCACCUGUUACAUGAACGGUUUGCUUCAGAGCCUGUUUCAUGUGGGUGACUUCAGACGGAUCGUGUAUUCGAUUGAAGGAGACGAGGAGAGCCAGGAGGAUGGUCAUGAGGAUGACGAAGGGAAGCCUCCACAGCUGAUUCAGGCGUUGCAAAACGUCUUCUACAAGCUUCAGACCUCCGACCAGGCCGUGAACUGCCGGGAACUCAUGAAGUCUUUUGGCUGGGACACCACGGAUGCCUUCACUCAGCACGAUGCACAGGAGCUGAAUCGGAUUCUUUGCGACCGGCUGGAGGAGCGCAUGAAGAAUACACCUUCCGAUGGGUCCAUCAAGAGGCUCUUCGAAGGCGAGAUGGAAAACUACAUCGAGUGCAUCGAUGUGGAUUACUCGUCCCGGCGGAAUGAGACCUUCUACGACAUCCAGCUCAACAUCAAGAGCGAGCGAGGGCAGGAGCUGCAGACCAUUGUCGAGUCACUCCAUGACUUCACCGCUGAGGAGACCCUAGAAGGAGACAAUGCCUAUGAGGCAGAGGGCCAUGGCAAGCAGAGAGCCAAGAAAGGAAUCCGAUUUUUAAGGUUUCCGCCCGUGCUGAAUUUGCAGCUGAAGCGCUUUCACUUUGACCUGGAAAAGAUGGACAUGGUGAAGUUGAACUCACGCUUCGAAUUCCCACGGAAGCUGGACUUGAGCCAAUUUGCACCCGAGGGAGGCAAAUACGACCUCUUCGCGGUGGUGGUCCACAAUGGGGAUGUCAACAGUGGGCACUACUACGCGCACAUCCAGCCGGAUCCAGAGAGAGGGUGGUUCAAGUUCGAUGACGAGACCGUCACGCCCUGCAGCGAGUAUGCGGCGAUUGAAGACAACUAUGGAGGCAACGACUUAGCUGUGUGGAACUACUUCGACCGAAGUCCGACCGAGCUGCGGAAUGCUGCUCCGGCGACAAGAUCGCGAAGCCACAAUGCGUACAUGUUGAUGUACAUCCGUGAGGACCUGCGGAGCGAGAUCUUGCGCCCGCCCGACCCCAAGGAGGUGAACCCGCGGAUGGUGGAGCGAUGUGACCGCGACGUCAUGGUGCAAGAGCAAAAGCGCCGCGAGAAGGUGGAGCAGCAGACGAAGAUCAAGAUCAAGCUGGUCUUUGAGUCCAACCUCUGCAGCAUGUCCGGCUUCUGGGACCACGCGCAAAUCCCGUGGGAACAAAGCUACAAGAUGGGCAGGGACCACUUGGUCAAGGACUUCAUAGAACAGCUGAGUGUUGAUGCCCAAGUGGAUCAGAAUCACAUCGCGCUCUUUGUCCUUCAGUACCGGACCUCGCCCCGGCAGAUUCGAUUCGGCUUUAUGCAGCCGAACAGCCUUUUUAAGAGCUACAUUCCCCAGUAUGGUGGGCAGCCGCACUUCGACGUGCAGGAUCCGAGCCUCACGGUCUUGAUGAUUCUCUCACGGGGAUACAACUUGCAGACCUUGAAGUGGGAGCGCGAGGAGGAAAGCAUGGCCGACAACCUCUUAAUGUGGGAGGACGACAAGGCAACCAUGCUGGUGGUGAAGUACUUCUGUGUGGAAACCAGAAGGAUCGUCACUCUCGGCUGCUACUACAUGUCCAACUCCGAACUGCUGAUCAAAAUGGUCGAAGGGGGUUGGGUUGGAGAGCGUCUUCAACCCUUCAUGGACAAGAACGAGGUGGCUGUGAUUGAUCCCAGCGAGUGCACCUGGGACUGCUGGGAGGAGUUUAGUGAACGAGAAAUGCAGUCGAGAGGUGUGAAGAGGGGGGUGAAGCACGAGCAACUCUAUUCUGGCGACAUUCUCAUUUGGCAAGUCACCCGACCUGCUGAACAAGAGGUGCCGUCGGAGGAGGGCAUCGCCCCCGUGUAUCCCAUUCACACUGUGGCCGACCUAUGUGCCAACCAGGUUUUGUGCGCGGCUGCUGCGCUGGUAGCAGUGUACAACUUCUGCAACAGCUGGAGUUUUGUGCCUGGGCCAUUGAGGAAGCACGCGCCUGUGGCUGCUGCAUCGGCGGCGGGCGUGAUGAUGGCUCCAGCGGCCUUUGCCGAUGAGAUCGGCGAUGCCGCUAAGAAGCUGGGUGACGCUUCCUAUGCCUUCGCCAAGGAAGUCGAUUGGAACAACGGCAUUUUCUUGCAGGCCCCAGGCAAGUUUCAGCCCCUGAAAGCUCUGAAGGCGAUUGAUAAGAUGAUCGACAUGGGGGCGGCAGCAGACCCCAAGCUUCUGAAGGCAGCAGCAGAGGCCCAUCACAAGGCCAUCGGAAGCAUCUCGGGACCCAAUGGUGUGACCUCCCGCGCAGAUUGGGAUGCGGUGAACGCCGCUUUGGGCCGUGUCGUGGCGUCUGUCCCCAAGGCAAAGGUCAUGGACGUCUACAAUUCUGUGAAGGACAUCACUGACCCCGGUGUUCCUGCAUACAUGAAGUCUUUGGUCAAUGGUGCGGACGCCGAGGCGGCCUACAAGGGCUUUUUGGAGUUCAAGGAUGUGGUGGAAAAGAACCAAGUGACCGCAGCCAGUGCUCCUGCCUCCGUGCCCACUGGAGACAAGAUUGGCGUGGCUGCAAAGGCCCUUUCGGAUGCAUCCUACCCUUUCUUGAAAGAGGUGGACUGGCUGUCUGACGUUUACCUGAAGCCGUUGCCAGACACCACAGCCCCCAAGGUGAUGAAGGCCAUCGACAAGAUGAUCGUCAUGGGCAGCCAAAUGGACGGAAACUUGUUGAAGGCUGCUGCGGCCGCCCACCACAAGGCCAUUGGCAGCAUCGACGCUAAGGGAGUGACCUCUGCCGCCGACUACGAGGCCGUGAAUGCCGCCAUCGGACGCAUCGUCGCUUCGGUGCCAAAGGCGACGGUGAUGGAUGUGUACAACUCCAUGGCUGCAGUGGUAGAUGGAUCCGUUCCCACCAACAUGUUCUCCAAGGUGAAUCCUCUGGAUGCCGUCGCCGCUGCAAAGGGCUUCUACACCUUCAAGGAUGUGGUUGAAGCAGCGCAGCGCUGA
Durusdinium trenchii is the source of this 3930-nucleotide messenger RNA. The record is from the annotation of a GenBank genome assembly. NCBI's taxonomy places the organism in Eukaryota, Dinophyceae, Suessiales, Symbiodiniaceae.